AGUGAGCCGCCAUUUUCCGAACGUCGCUCUCCCAGAAACAACAAAAAAAUAACCCAGAUAAAACGGGAGAAUAUAGCCAGAUCUGGUCAAGAGCGGGUUUUGGAAAAGGAGAAGACAAAUAUAAUUCAAACUAGAGCUUACACGCAGAUCGGAAAGGAUAGUUUUUCGGUUUGUAUAUUUAACUCGGGUUUCUUGCUCGUUGUUUCGCCCAUUUCGUGAUUCCGGGAGCAACACGGGUUUGCAGAAACGAGAGGCUCUUCUGAAACGGGUGCGCGUCGGAAGGGGGAUUGCCCAUGUACUAGUUAUUCUACCUAUUUUUUGGUUUAUUGCUUAAAUUCCCAUUUAAACUGUGGAGAUUUGUUGUCUAAAUUCCCCCGGACUCUGCUCCUCAUCACGUGGCUGUCCUCCUCUGGCGGGGCAGUAGGUGGGUGGUGUGGAGCAGGCCGCCGCGCCCGCCUCUCUGCACUGCAUGGCUGCGAUGGCGCCCGCUCUUACCGACGCGCCAGCCGAAGCUCACCACAUCCGCUUCAAACUGGCUCCCCCGUCCUCCACCCUCUCCCCGGGCAGCGUGGAAAACAACAGCAACGCCAGCAACAUCCUCAUCUCCAACGGCACCGCCAAGCGCAAGGCCCUCGUCUCCGCCGGCGAAGAGUGCUCCCGGGACUGCCGGGCCGGCGGCAAGAAGAAAGAGGACGCCCCGCCCCUCCCGGAAGCGGCGCCCGCCCACCUGGGCAAGCUGCAGCCGCUAGUGGCCUCCUAUCUGUGCUCUGAUGUGACUUCGGUCGCCUCCACCAAGGAGACCCUCAAGCUGCAAGGCGUCCUGAUUAAGCAGUCGGUCCUCAAGAGCCACGGCAUCUUGCCCGGCUCUUACUUCAAUAGCGGCGACUUCCUCCCCAGGAAGCACCAGUCUGUGGAGCUGUGCGAAGAGCAGCUCAAGAGCAUCAUGAGCGGCGGCGGUCAGCACGUCGCCCCGGCCCCCCAAGCCCCUGUGAACGGGCUGGCCAAGAAACUGGGCAAACCCGGCCCCGACAGGGACUGCGUGGCCUCGGUCAACGGAGACACCUUCGCCGUGAGCCAGGGCCCGCAGGAGGACAGUUCUUCUGCUCUCAGGGGGGACGCGCCUGGAAGCAUUCUGCUCAGAGGGGGACCGGAGCACCAGGGACAGCAGCCGGCUGGGAUUUCUCGUGACUCGACGGACCCUACCGAGCGGCCGGUUCCCCCCGCGUCCGCCGCGGUCCCGCCGCAGGAGUACCCGGAGGCGGAGUCCUCCGACCCCCUGCCCUCGCCCGCGGCCAGCAGGAACGGCCCCGGCUGGAGCGGGCGGGGCACCCCCUCCCUCUCCCCGGACGACGAGGUCCGCGAGCGCGCCCUGCUGAGCCAGAGCCGGCAGGGCGAGAUCGAGGGCCGUCUGCGGCGUCUGCGCAAGCGGCUGCAGGUGGUGCAGGCCAAGCAGGUGGAGCGGCACGUGCAGCAGCAGCUGGGCAGCCUGCUGCAGACCACCCUCCGCAGGCUGCCCGGCCAGGCGGCGCUCUCCCGCAGGGCGGAGGGGGCCCCGCGGCGGUCCGAGCACGACGUGGGCCGCUUCCUGCGCAGCGGCUCGGUGCCCUCGGAGCUGGAGCGCCUGUCGCUCAGCGGCACCGCCAACCUGCGCGCCGCCGAGACGGCCUUCGACUCGGACGCCACCGAGAGCAGCUCCGGCGGCGAGACGGACGCGGAGGAGGAGGAGCUGGCCAGAGCCGACCUGGAGCAGCGCCACAUCUCACUAUGGAGAAGGGCGGAAGGUCGAUACGCCUUGGAGAGGGCCUCCAUCAUCAGCCACUGGAACUGGCUCCAGGCCCACAUCUCCGACCUGGAGUACCGCAUCCGGCAGCAGACCGACAUCUUCCGGCAGAUCCGCUCCAACAAGGGCUUGAUAGUACUGGGAGACUCCGCCCCCUGUGAGGUGUCCUUGGAGGAUGGGGCAGAGGUGAAGGCGGAGCCCGUCAUCUGUCAGGUCUCACAGGAGCGCGGCUCAGACGGGGCGGAGGGUUCGGGGGUCGCCCGUAACCCCUCCGCCGACCCGGGCCUGUGGAAAGGCUGGGCGCCAGGGAGGCCGCUGAAUGGGGUCCUAAACAGCCUACGUCCGGGCCGCGCUGACGGGGGUUCGCCGGAGAGCUCGGACAUGGAGGAACAGCUCGGCAGGAAGCAGCAGCAGCAGCAGCGGCCGCCGCUCGCCCCCUCGCCGCCGGACGGCACCUGCGUGGCAGCCCGCACGCGCCCCAUCCUCAGCUGCAAGAAGCGCAGACUCGUCCGGCCCAGCACGGUGGCGCACCUCAACCGCAAGGUGCAGAGAAUGGCUGGACCUCGCUGUAGCUGCGAUGUCAACCCCAUGUGUUUCACGUGCAGUAGUCGCACCGCGCCCUGCGGAGAGUUUCAGUUUGAGCGCCCCCUACUGGAACGGCUCUCUCAGUUUGAUCCCUGUGUCCAUCCCAUCCUCUCCUUUACUGAUGAUGUGUCCAUGACCCUGCAUUUCCAGCGGCUGUUGAAGUCUCACUGGCAGAACCGACCCCUGGAGAGGAUCAAACCUAUCAAGAAGCUCUCCCUUAAACACAAGAUCCCCCUCAGCGGCCGGCUCCCAGACUCCUCGUCCUCCUCCAAAGACAAACACAAGCUGACCAACUCACUCAUCACAGCAGUCAGACUCUCGCACCAAAAGAUGCGCCCGGACAAGCUGCACCGGCAGCAGCAGCUGGACAGCCUGCUGAGCGCGUCCAAGCUGGAGGCCCGUCCCCUCUGCAAGGAGCGCAGCCGCACCCUCUCGCACGGGGGCUACGACAAGGGCCACGGCCGCAAGAGGCCCCGGGAGCACUCCCUGGAGAGGAGCGACUCCGCCCCUAAGCUGUACCCGGACGCCUGCAGCCCCUGCUCAUCCUCCGCCAGCCUGCACACCCCCACCCACAGCCCCCUGAUGAGGCAGCUGUCCACGUCAUCAGAGAGCUCCACCCCCUAUGCCCUCAACAGCCAAAGCUCCACCAGCACCCCGCAGCCCAUUCGGAGGCGAAGAGGGGAAAGCUCCUUUGACAUCAACAACAUUGUGAUCCCCAUGUCGGUGGCCGCCACCACGCGCGUGGAGAAGCUGCAGUACAAAGAGAUCCUGACGCCCAGUUGGCGGGAGGUUGACAUUUGUGCAGAGCCAAUCACUGAGGAGGAUAACAAUGUGGAGAUCGAGGACCUGUCGGACGCGGCCUUCUCCCAGCUGCACCUGCCCUACGAGGAGCAGGAGCGCUCGCGGUGGAGCUGGACCGCCAGCGCCAUGGCCAAGAGGAGGGGCAGCCGGUCGUACAAGUCUCUGGACGGGCGGACCACCCCCCUGAUGGGGGGCACCAACCCGUCCACGCCCCAGCCGUCGUCCCCGGACACGGUGCACUUCCACCUGCUGCAGGACUACGGCCCCGUGGCCUCGCCCUGCAGCCCCGCCAGCCCCGACCUGUCCAACCCCCACACGCCCCACCGGCUGCAGCCCAGCGAGGACACCCGCUGCUCCACGCCUGACUUCACCUUCGAGGAGCUGGUUCCCCAGCCGGUGCAGCCGUGGGAGCGCAGGACCUUCCCGCUGGAGUGCGACCCGGCGCCGGAGCCCGACAGCCAGGCCAGCCCCGCGGGAGAGCGGGGUGCCCGGGCGCCGCGCCGCGUGUCCGUCAGCAAGCCGGACAACGGACCACCCUCGCCCGCCCCGGACGACUGCUGCAAGCAGAAAGCCUGCACGCCGCUCAGACCCGCGCACCGGUGAACAACGCAGACGGACUCCAACCCCUCCCCCCCUCCC
Molecule: messenger RNA, 3805 nt
Organism: Megalops cyprinoides (Indo-Pacific tarpon)
Lineage: Eukaryota; Metazoa; Chordata; Actinopteri; Elopiformes; Megalopidae
Gene: kansl1b
Product: KAT8 regulatory NSL complex subunit 1b
Exons: 15
Coding region: 470-3769 (1099 amino acids)
Cellular component (GO): NSL complex
Molecular function (GO): histone acetyltransferase binding
Source: RefSeq, a predicted model, not a curated record